Fomitiporia mediterranea MF3/22 is the source of this 1692-nucleotide messenger RNA. Its product is annotated as P-loop containing nucleoside triphosphate hydrolase protein. The transcript has 7 exons. Gene Ontology annotation, cellular component: nucleus. NCBI's taxonomy places the organism in Eukaryota, Fungi, Basidiomycota, Agaricomycetes, Hymenochaetales, Hymenochaetaceae. Gene Ontology annotation, molecular function: enzyme activator activity; ATP hydrolysis activity; DNA binding. The coding region runs from base 322 to 1692 and encodes 456 amino acids. Gene Ontology annotation, biological process: regulation of DNA repair; DNA-templated DNA replication. The record is from RefSeq and is a predicted model, not a curated record.
GCGCCUAUAUUCAAUAAGCCUGGUUCAUCUCAAGCUGCACCAUCGAGCUCUCCAAAUGCUCCAUUAUCAACGCCGACGCGACCGUCUACCUCAAAGAGACCAGCUGACUCAGUCUCGGCGAGACAAGAACUAUCUGGGUCUAAUGCUACUAGCUCAAAUCCCAAUAAACGUGUAAAGACCUCUACUGCAAACCUUGAAGGAGCUCAACCUCUUCCUGAACGACUCCGGCCACAGACAUUGGACGACUUCGUUGGUCAACCCCACCUUACUGGCCAAGGUUCACUGCUGAGACAUCUUGUUGAAUCUGGUACUGGUGGCAACAUGGGGAGCAUUAUUUUCUGGGGUCCGCCGGGAUGUGGUAAAACAACACUGGCUAGACUGCUGGCGAAGAAGUCACGAGCCGUGUUCAAGGAGCUUUCCGCGACUGGAAUAGGCGUCAAUGAAGUUAGACAAGUAUUUGAGGAAGCAAAAGGUCUUUUAUCAUUGACCGGAAGGAAGACAAUUCUCUUCCUAGAUGAAAUCCACCGGUUCAACAAAGCCCAACAAGACAUCUUCCUGCCAUACGUUGAACAAGGUCAUAUACAGCUUAUCGGCGCUACAACUGAGAACCCUUCAUUUCGAGUGAUUGGUGCCCUUUUAAGCCGCUGUCGCGUCUUUGUGUUAGAACGUCUUACGGACGAUAAUAUUGGAGUAGUUAUUAAACGGGCAAUUAAGCGUGUCUCUGCAAAAGACCAAGAUACUGGAGAUGCAGCUAUCAAGCCAGAUGAUUCUCUCCUUCCGACUUCUCAAGCCACCGAAAUAAUCAACGCCGAUCCCGGCUCGUCCCAGACAUCCUCUGCAACGCUUGCCGCCUCCUCACCUUCGGAUUUACCUUUUCCGGAACAUCCACAGAUAACUUCUCAGGUUUUCUCUUCUCUCAUUUCCCUAUCCUCUGGAGAUGCACGUACAGCAUUGUCACUCUUAUCCCUUGUACUCGCUGCUCCUCCGUCUACCCCGACCGCGCAGCUUCUCGAUUCACUGAGGAAGAGUGUGAUAGGUGCAUACGAUCGCACAGGUGAUACGCAUUACGACCUCAUAAGCGCUCUGCAUAAAAGUGUGCGUGGGAGCAAUGGGAGUGCAGCGUUGUAUUGGCUUGCUCGAAUGCUGCGAGGUGGCGAAGACCCGUUAUUUAUCGCUCGUCGUAUGCUUGUCUGUGCAAGUGAAGACGUAGGUCUCGCAGAUCCGAAGGCAUUACCUUUAGCCAUGGCAGCAUAUCAAGCAUGCCAAGUUAUUGGCAUGCCGGAAUGUCGCAUCCAUCUCGCACAUCUCGUCUCCUAUCUUUCGGAGGCACCAAAAUCAACUCGCUCGUAUAGAGCAUACAACCGAGCAGAGGAGGCUGCUGCGAAAGACAUGACACUGCCAGUGCCAUUGCAGCUUCGCAAUGCGCCAACGAAACUCAUGGAGGAGCUGGGUUAUGCGGAGGGAUAUCGAUAUAAUCCCGAUUUCAUACAUCCGGUGCACAACCAAUACCUACCGACACAGCUCAAGGAUGACGUCUACUUACUCAAGGAGGGCGACAUGUCUGAUAGGGUAUGGGACGAGGAGGCUCUGAAGACCUGGGAGAAGGAAGCCAAUGAUAGCAGGGAAUGGGACGGCAGGCGGAAGAAUGAUGGAUCUCCUGCGAUUCAGGACUUGACUGAUCAGACCGUUUAA